GGCGGGGAAAUAAUGGCCGCAAAAGAGAGAGUAGACUUAGAAAUGACUCCGCGUCAAAUUGAAUAUUUUAUUAAACUGUAUCGGGAACACGAAUUUUUAUGGAAUCCCCGUCAUGAAAAUUAUAAUUUGCGGUCAGUGAGAGCUAUGGCUCUGAAGGAAAUUGCUAGUCAAAUGGGAACUGGAUGGACUGGUGAGUUAGUCCAAAAACGGUGGAAUACCCUGAAAUCAAACUAUGCUCGAGAGACAAGAAAAAUCCAAGAGAGCAUCCGCAGUGGUGCCAGUAUCGAAGAAAUCUACACUCCCACUUGGUGGUUAUUUAAGCCUUUAAAUGACUUUCUACAAGGUACCUACCACCCAAGGCACCCAAGGAUUAAAAUGGCAAAUAUUUCGGCACAUGUUAUGAAUCCUUUGGACCAAGGAGAAAUGGACGAAUCUGUCACCAGCUGGCCUGAUGAACACAGCUACCUACAAAACAGAGAUUCUGACUGUUGGAAUGGAGAUGCUUCUAAUGUGAGUCAAGACUCACCACGUCUUACACACGAAGCACAACCUAACCCAAACAUUGAGGACUUUCCAUUAAUGCCACACACACUCUUCAUUAAGCGGUCGCUGUCACCGACGAACAGUGACAAACCCAAAAAGUCAAAGUCAGUCAACCACAUUGAAACUCGUAGUGUACAAGUUCUUAACACGUGCGACGAUAUAUUUAAUGAGUUUAAAGAUCCCACACCAUCGUCAGUCCAGGUUGACGUUGAUGAAAUGUUUGGCAAAAUUGUAGGGGAAGAGUUGAGGCAGAUAAAAAACGAGUCGGACAAAUAUGAACUGAAGAUUCAAAUACUGAGUCUGUGUCGUAACUUUAAAUUAAAACGGGUGAACAAAGUGAUCCAGACUGAGCAAAUAUCAACAGAUGUUUGGCAAUAUCCAUCUUAGAAGGCCGUUGAGGCUGGUGCUCUACCGCUUGUAUGUUUUUACCUCUUGUGUUGUCUAUCUUUAUCUCCUUCAUCAUACCCCACUCCCUUCAUUUGCUGACACUCUCUUCUGUGACAGACAGAAGUCAUUCUGGGUUGUUUUUUUUUUUUUUCUUGAUCAUUAGUUGUUUAUUGGCUGCCUUGAUGAUUUUGGAAGAUAUAUUCCGAGCCACCAGUUGGCUGCCUCAAAAUACAAAACAACUCCUCACCCACUCAAGUAUUUUGCAAUUUAAAUAACACAACAACAACAUCUUUAAAAAACGAAUAAAUUUUUAUGGGAAUCCAA
Octopus bimaculoides (California two-spot octopus) is the source of this 1254-nucleotide messenger RNA. RefSeq lists its product as uncharacterized. Lineage: Eukaryota; Metazoa; Mollusca; Cephalopoda; Octopoda; Octopodidae. The record is from RefSeq and is a predicted model, not a curated record.